Messenger RNA from [Torrubiella] hemipterigena, 3165 nucleotides. NCBI's taxonomy places the organism in Eukaryota, Fungi, Ascomycota, Sordariomycetes, Hypocreales, Clavicipitaceae. The record is from the annotation of a GenBank genome assembly.
AAAAGGCUGUCAUGCAAAACUUCAACUGCGGGAAGCCUCAGAAUCUCGACAUACUAAAACCAUCCUCACCCUAAGACAUCAACAACGACUCAUAAAUUCGACAAGUAAUUAUAGAGAGAAAUUUUGGCGUCAUAAACACAUCCGAAAGUUAUUGGACACCCCAUAGGACCGACCAGGCCCACCUUGUUGGCGCUUCUCACCUCAACCUUAUUCACCUUCUCUCACCAUGCCUAUCACAAUUUUACAACCGCAGCCUGCAGCGCCGCAACAACCAUCAGCGGCUUAUGCUGGCUCGGAUUCGGAUUCUGACUUCGGCGGCGUCGAUGUCCAGGGUGAUGUUUCCAUGAGCGACUCUAGACAACCAGCAAUCGACUUGGAAGACGCCAUGGAUGAGAUUCUCACUCCAGGUAGCAUCAUUACAUCGAACCCGCAGUGGAUGCGUGGACACGGCACAUAUGUUCCUACAAGCACAUCAGACAUCACAUCUUCGCUAGCUGGUACUCUCACCAAGACCAACAAGCUGCUCUCAGUUCGCCCUCUACGUGCGCGUUACACCCCCGAAAUCGGUGAUCUUGUUGUCGGUCGCAUCGUCGAAGUGCAAGCUAAGCGAUGGCGUGUCGAUGUCGCAGCAUCCCAGCUAGCUAUUCUUGCCAUCUCUGCCAUCAACUUGCCUGGCGGUAUCCUUCGCAAGCGCACAGAGACAGAUGAGCUUCAAAUCCGCAGUUUCUUUUCAGAAGGCGACCUUGUCGUUGCUGAAGUCCAACAAUUGCAUCAAGACGGUGCCGCCAGUCUGCAUACUCGCAGCUUGAAAUACGGAAAGCUUCGAAACGGCGUUUUUGUUAGUGUCAGUGGUACUGGUGGCGGCGCCGGCGUCGUACGCUCAAAAAGACAAGUUUGGACGCUUGAUGGAUCUAACGGCGCGGGCAAGAUCGACCUGCUCCUCGGUGUAAAUGGAUACAUUUGGAUCAGCAAGCAUUUCGAGAGCGAGGUCUCGGCAGAAGCUACAGGCAUCAACCGCAUGGAAGAAAACAUCAGCAGCAAGGUUUACUCGAGUCAAAAUGACCAAAUCGAUGUUCCUACGAUGCGAGAGAUUGCCCGGUUACGAAGCGUCAUCCUCGCGCUUGUAGAACACGGAUUGAAGGUAGACGAGGAUACUGUCACGCGAGGUUACAGCGAAGCGGUAGAACUAGGCCGGGAAUCUACUGACGAUGAUUUGUAUCUUGGUGGAGAGAAGGGGCGUCGAUUAGCAGAUAUCCUCACGGGGCGUUAAAUAGUUCUACUAGCAUCACAAGAACAGCUGGACGGGCUAAUAUCGUUCAUUUAUAACAGAUUAAUUGGUCAUUCGUCCUGGGAAUGUGCAUAAACAAUAUCCACUAAUACAAAAGAAACAGCAAGCAGGCAAUUUCGGGAAAUACUACAGAUACUACCAACACGGUCCUACUGCAAUUGUCUGCGCUUGAUAUACGCGGCAAUGGCGCCAACCAGAACCCAUCGCGCCAGCGAGCCAGUCACACUCUUACCUCCAAGAGCCAGCAAAAACUUAAGCCAAUAUCCGACACCCUUAAUAACGUUGCCGUUACGGUCGAAAUCGGGUUUGCCAAGGCUCAGCAUCUGGAAGAAGGCAAGCUCUUUAGGCAAGUAGGGCAUGUAACGAACGCGGAGGACCUUUUCUGUCCACUUGGGGACCCGUGCGAUAGGGCGUUGGUGGCUAAAGGCCUUUAGGGAGUAGUAACCAUGGUAGGAGCCUUGUCCGGAGGAACCAAUGCCACCAAGCGGUGUUGCGUUGAACUGGGCGUGGAAGAAACCGUCAUUGACAGUGGCGCCACCAGAAGUGACGUUAAGAAGAACUGUUAGCUGUAGUUAGCUGGGUGUACAGUCUAAAAUAUCACAGCUCAAUAAUAUCUAACCUUUUUCGUUUUCGGCAUCAGAGCCAAAAGUAAAGAGCGACAAAGGAGUAGGGUCAAUCUUGUGUGCGAUGCCAAUGGCCUGGUCCAGAGAAUCCACAGGGAAAAUGGACCAAAUGGGGCCAAAGCUCUCUUCCACCAUCAUGCUGUCAUCAAUAUCAUCGACCAAGACAACAGUCGGCUCGAUGAAUAAAUCAGCCUCAUCCAUCUUGCCACCCAUGACGAUCUUGCCCUUGGAGUUGUCGAGCAUAGCCUUGAGGCGAUCAAAGUGGUGCUUAUUGGGCAGGCGAGAGUAAUCAGGGCUUGCCUUGGCACCCUUAGGCAUCAUGGUGCGGUAUUGGUUGUUGAGCUCGCCGAUGAAGGUAGACAAGACGCUACGCUCAAUCAUGACGUAGUUUUGCGAUAGACAAACCUGGCCGGCAUUCAACGACUUGUUCCAUAGAAGACGGCGGGCCGCGAGCUUGACAUCGGCAUUCUUGGUGACAAAGGCAGGGUUUUGACCACCAAGCUCCAGCAAGCAUGGUGUAAGGGUUUCGGCCGCCUUCUUGGCGAUAAUGGUGCCGGUUCGCUUGCCACCAGUGAAGACAAUCUUGUCAAACUUGUGCUCCAAGAUAUGCUUAGUCUCGUCCACUUUACCAUUGACGCAGAUGUAGCUCUCAGGAUCCAGAGAUUCAUCAAAGAUCUUCUUGAUAACCAUAGCGGAAGCGGGGGAGAGCUCUGAGGGCUUCAGGAUAACUGUGUUACCAGCGGCGAUGGCGCCAAUGAGAGGCGUAAGGUUGAGCUGGAACGGGAAGUUGUAUGCGCCAAUGAUGAGGACCUUUCCAAGGGGCUCGUUGCGGAUACGAGGCUUCAUGGCCAAGUACUGCAUGGGAACAUUGACGAUGCUCUCUUCCUCAAGCCACUUCUCCAGGUUCUUGGUGAAGUCGAGGCAUUCCGCCUUGACCCAUGCAAUCUCAGUCAGGACAGCCUCGUGCUUGCACUUGCGCAUAUCCUUGCGCAGAGCAGCCUCGAUGAGCUUUUCAUUGUUCACGAUGCCCCAGUAGAGCUUUCUGAUCUGGCGCAAGCGGAACUGGACAUCCUUGGUCCUGUUGGAGCGGAAUGUCGUGUGGAUAGUGUUGGCGGCGGUAGUGAUGUCGUCGAGCGACGUUGUCGCGUACUCUGAGAUAGUGGCCAUGAUGAAUUUUGCGUAUUUGCUGUCGCGAGAUUUGAUGAAAAAUGGCGAUAAGCUCUGGCGCGAUGGGAGGAAGGGGGAAGCGAAGGG